AUGUGUGGGAUAAGCUGUGCAGUCACUUUGAAGUCAGCUACUCGCAAUGGUCGAGCUGCAGUCUACGCUCAAGAUCACCUUGCAACUGAGCGCACAUACCUCAGUGACAGACUAAACGAGAGUCUGGAGAAGAUCAAACAUCGCGGGCCGGAUGCUCGCGGCCAAUGGAUAAGCGAUGACUGUCGAGUAGCUCUCGGCCACAAUCGACUGUCCAUCAUCGACCUCAGUCCUGAAGCGGAGCAGCCAUUCCAUGAUCCCGAGGAAUGCAUUCAUGUUGUCGUGAAUGGUGAGCUAUACGGCCAUGACGCCAUCCGCGAGGAUUUGAUUCGCGGCGGGCAUUCCUUCAAAAGCCAGUGCGACUCGGAGAUUGUCGUAGCAUUGUACAAAGAGCAUGGUCUCUCGCUCUUGUCUCGACUGCGAGGCGAGUUUGCGUUUAGUCUGUAUGAUUCGAGGACGAAGUUGUUCAUGGCAGCAAAUGACCGAUAUGGCAUAAAGCCCCUCUAUUACACGGUCCAGCACGGGCGGCUCUUGGUGGCUUCUGAGAUGAAAGCUUUUCUGCCAUUCGACUGGACUCCUGAAUGGGAUGUGCAAGCUCUAUGGGACAACGCCUGGAUCUCGGACAAGAGGACGAUUUUCCGGGAUGUGUAUCGGCUCCGUCCAGGUCACUAUCUGUCGUGUACUGGGUUCAGCGCCCUGGAACAACAGAAGUAUUGGGAUAUCGAGUAUAGAGACAAGCGCGAGUUGGAGACUCGCACUGAGCAGGAGAUGAUUGAGGGUGUCCGUGAACGUCUCCUUGAAGCGAUACGAGUACGUCUGCGCGCCGAUGUCCCAGUCGGGAUAUUCUUGAGCGGUGGGCUUGACUCGUCUGUCAUUGCGGGCAUGGUCAAGCAUCUGAUGGAGACAGAAGGGGCAGAGCUCGUCUUAGCUAUUGCUCAACGCACUGCAGAGUGGCUGGACGUCCAGAAAUAUGUCGUCGAAAUCGACGAAGAAACGAUUGCUGCCAACUUCGCGGACACGUUCUGGCACGUCGAAACAGCCAGUGCCGAUCUGGGCGCCAUUGGAAAGUUUGCUCUCUCAAAACUACCUCAAGCACACGGUAUCAAAGUGAUCUUGACUGGGGAGGGCUCCGACGAGCAAUUUGCUGGUUAUUUCGAUCUCCAGCCAGAUUUCGUCCGCGAGCCUGACCUCUCCUGGCCCUCUCCUUCUAAUACACUCCCAGAGUCUGUCCGCAAGACCCUGCACGAUACCUUUGAAAAUGAUCAGACUAAUACAGAUGGUUCGCAAAUGAUAUCCAACCGAGUCCAUGAUCCACCAGAGGCCUCUUUUGCCAAGCGCCAGAUCAACAAUUGCGACUAUGUACGUAUUGUCAGCUAUAGUGGCAUCCGUAAUGCAGCAGCGUCCUGGGUCAAACAAGAGUGCGGUACCAAUGAACUACGUGCUGUGGCCGUACACCACGCUAUCGAUGGUACUGCACGCGAUAAGAUAAUGCGCAAAUGGCACCCACUGCAUUCCUCGCUGUACAUCUGGACCAAGAUAAUGCUUGCAAACAUCCAUCUCGUGCAGCUCGGCGAUAGAAUGGAAAUGGCACAUAGCAUCGAGGGGCGUCAGCCAUUUCUAGACCACCAUUUGACUGAAUAUGUCAACAAUCUUCCGCCGUCCAUGAAAAUCCGCUACGACCCGGAGACCGGGGCGUUCAACGAGAAGUGGGUUCUAAAAGAGGCUGCUAAGCCGUUUAUCCCAGAUGAGAUAUAUAAGCGUACGAAGCACCCUUUUACUGCCCCUAUUAGGUUUAAAGUUGAUGGGCCAGUGCAUGAGAUGAUGAGGAGUCUGUUGACCCAGGACGCCGUAGAGCAGCUGGGCUUCAUUGACUGGAAAAUCUGUGAGGAUCUCCUCCAUGCGGGUUUCAUAGAAGGCAAUGCGAUGAAGAUGAGAGGCGCAUUCUGCAUUGGGAUGCUGGUCGUCAUUGGACAAAGAUUCGGAGUGAGGAAAGCCGAACCAGAAUUCUUUUAA
Molecule: messenger RNA, 2010 nt
Organism: Pseudovirgaria hyperparasitica
Lineage: Eukaryota; Fungi; Ascomycota; Dothideomycetes; Acrospermales; Acrospermaceae
Product: asparagine synthase
Exons: 3
Coding region: 1-2010 (669 amino acids)
Cellular component (GO): cytosol
Molecular function (GO): asparagine synthase (glutamine-hydrolyzing) activity
Source: RefSeq, a predicted model, not a curated record